Molecule: messenger RNA, 1119 nt
Organism: Salvia splendens (bonfire salvia)
Lineage: Eukaryota; Viridiplantae; Streptophyta; Magnoliopsida; Lamiales; Lamiaceae
Product: NAC domain-containing protein 45
Exons: 4
Coding region: 78-971 (297 amino acids)
Biological process (GO): regulation of DNA-templated transcription
Molecular function (GO): DNA binding
Source: RefSeq, a predicted model, not a curated record
UCCAUCUUCAUCCCUUCACAAAUUUCUCUCCCCUUCACCAAAAACUUACAAAAAAAAAUUGGGAAAUACAAAUAAUUAUGGGGCCAAUGACACUUCCUCCCGGAUUCCGGUUCCAUCCAACGGACGAGGAGCUCGUGGCCUACUAUCUCGACCGGAAAAUCAACGGCGGGACAAUCGAGCUCGACGUCAUCCCCGAGGUUGAUCUCUACAAAUGUGAGCCCUGGGAUUUACCCGAUAAAUCAUUCUUGCCGAGUAAGGACAUGGAGUGGUACUUCUACGGCCCACGGGACAAGAAGUACCCGAACGGGUCACGCACAAAUCGCGCGACGCGCUCGGGGUACUGGAAGGCGACCGGGAAAGACCGGACCGUGCACUCACAGAAGCGUGCGGUCGGGAUGAAGAAGACAUUGGUGUAUUACAGAGGAAGGGCGCCACAUGGCGUUAGAACUGAUUGGGUAAUGCACGAGUAUCGCCUCACAUCCUCCACGUCAACUCUCAAGGAUUCUUAUGCACUAUGUCGGGUGAUGAAGAAAAACAUAGUCUCACAAAAGACUAAUAAUGAAGCAGCCGCGGAGCAAGUUUUAUGGGACGAAGGCGCGACCCCGGAAACAUCCCGGGAUCAAAAUACCUCGUCCGAUCUCACACCAGCCGCGGUCGUCUCCAAAGAUUCAAUGGAUCAGAUCGGAUCAGAUGAAGUGAAUAGCUCCGUGAUGGAUCAAUUCUAUUGCAAUGGCACUGAAAGCAUAUCAAAUUUCAAUUUUCAGGAUUACACAGGUUUAUUCUGUGAAUCAUGGAAUCCAUCGGUGGGGAUGAACGAUUUCCCGGAGAUAGAUUUUCCGACGGAGUGGAAAUCGGGCGGUGAACACGUGGCGGAUUCGGAUAGGUUCAAGGAUUGUCUCAACGGCAUUGCAAAUCUAGAUGAGAUUUAUGCCUUGUGCUCUACACACGAUAGUUAUGCACACACUUUGUAAUAUUUUUAAAAAUUACAGAGGUAGUAGUGAUGAUGACAUUGGGUUAGGGUUCUUUUAUCACAUAUAUAUUUUUCUUUUCUUUUUUGUUUGUUGUUUUGAUUUAUACUUGUAAUGAUCAUAUGGAAGAGGUAAGAUAAUUUUGUGGUAA